UGCCGCAGAUCCAAAAGUGAAAAAAUUGACGAACUACGAAACUUUGGAACAGCGCAAACCAUGAACAAAUACACUACCAUCAACAUGGACCUGCUAGCGGGAUACGGGUCGUCGGACUCCGAGGACGGUCCCUCCCCGGCUUCCGGGAACAGGGACGGCGAGACCGGAGAGCCGGGACCACAAAAAGAGCAACCAAAGCCAAAGCCAAAGCCGGCAGGGCUCGCGCUGCUGCUGGGGGGGGGCGCCGACGACGGUUCGUGCUCGUCGUCGUCGGAGGGCGCUGCGCACCGGGGGCAAGCGGGCCGCGGCGGCUCUCCCGCGGAACCGGCUUCCAAGAAGCCCCGCCGCGGCGGGAACGAGGGGAACCACGACACCAACGGCGGCGGCAGCAGCAGCCGUUUGUUUCUGGCACGGCACCGCCUUCCGUUUCCGCGGCUGGCGUCGCUGCGGAGCGGUUCCACGAGUCCGUCGUCGUCGUCGUCCAUGGUGCAUCGGAGCAGGGACUCUUUGUCGCGGGAAGCUCCCCGCCACCGCGAAAAAGGUUCGCCCGAGACAAUAACGGCAUCCAUCGGGAGCAAACAACACCACCAGCGGUUUCGGUUUAAGCAACUGGCGGCGCUGGUCGCACCUUGUGGCGGCAGCCACAAAAGCUGGGCCGAGGCCAUCAAGAGCGAGCAGGGAUUCCACAACCCGGGCGUCUUUCAAUCGGUGAUGGAGCGCUCUGGAAUCACCGAGCCCCUGGGGAGCCGGGCCGAUCCCGCGUGAGGGAGCGAUCGAUCGAUCGAGAAAAAGGCCGAGAAAAAGGCCGAGCGACCGGCGAAAGAACAAGCAAACGGUGCGGCUCGGUACAGGCGCCGUGCGUGCCCGCCGUCCCCCGGACACUAAGACAGACGAGGCAAAGGAUUCGACAAGCGCGCGGGAUGGGGAUCCUUUGCGGCGAGCACAAGGCCACCACGGCACACGACAAGCCAUUCGUUUGGCACGGGGAGUUUCUCCGAUCGCCUCCCAAGCGCUCCAAUCCGUCCAUACACUACAGUAGUUCAGU
Molecule: messenger RNA, 1045 nt
Organism: Pseudo-nitzschia multistriata
Lineage: Eukaryota; Bacillariophyta; Bacillariophyceae; Bacillariales; Bacillariaceae
Source: the annotation of a GenBank genome assembly